AUGGCUCUCUAUACACCGCAAAAUAAUAACAAGCUAAUCUUCGCACCGGCCAACGAUAAGACAUAUUCUCAGGCUGAUCAAUACACGAAAGGCUCACUUUCCCUCUCCCAACUCGACCCCUCAUCUCCUCUGACCCAGUUCCACACUUGGUUCAAGCACGCCCAAACAUCCGGCGUCCGCCAACCAGAAACGACAUGCUUCUCAACAGCAUCUCUGCCCUCCGGCCGAGUCUCCUCCCGCAUAGUAUACAUGAAAGAAUUGGAUCCAACAGGCUUCAUAAUCUACAGCAACUGGGGAACUUCCAAGAAAUCGAAAGAUGUAGAGACCAACAAGUGGGCGAGUUUGACAUUUUGGUGGCCGGAAGUAGAGCGGCAGGUUCGGGUUGAAGGGAUAGUGGAAAGACUCUCGGGUCAAGAAAGCCAGAUAUACUACGAUACGCGGAUUAUGGGGAGUAGGAUUGGAGCGUGGGCUAGUCAACAGAGCCAGGUUUUGGCGGGGAGGGAGGAACUCGAUGCGCGGGUGAAGGAUGUAGUGGCGAGGUUUGAGGGCGAAGAGAAGAUUCCCGUCCCUGAAUUUUGGGGGGGACUGAGGAUCAAGCCUGAAAUGGUGGAGUUUUGGCAGGGAAGAGAGAGUAGGUUGCACGAUCGGUUUCAGUACUCCAAGAAGGAGGAUGGGGAGGGGUGGAAGCUCGAGAGGCUGAGUCCUUAA
Molecule: messenger RNA, 708 nt
Organism: Venustampulla echinocandica
Lineage: Eukaryota; Fungi; Ascomycota; Leotiomycetes; Helotiales; Pleuroascaceae
Product: putative pyridoxamine 5'-phosphate oxidase 1
Exons: 2
Coding region: 1-708 (235 amino acids)
Biological process (GO): pyridoxine biosynthetic process
Molecular function (GO): FMN binding; pyridoxamine phosphate oxidase activity
Source: RefSeq, a predicted model, not a curated record